GUGUUUUCUCUAGUAACCUAUCCAGUCAUCGGCAUGUAGAUCCGUUUUACAUGUUUUUGUAACAAUUAUACCAUAUUCACGUCAUUUAAUACCACUUGUCGCGCAAUUCGCCCCACAAUCUCUUCAGAGCUUAGAAGAGUGAGGAGUGAACUAGACACAUUAACUGUGUAGGAUAUUGCAUAGCGGGACGUUGUAGACUCGUUUAUUGGUAUUUGAAGACAUUGUGAACGUCGCAUGUUUACGGGCUGAAGUAAACAUGAGACACGCAACGUCAUUCCUGCUUCUUCUUGUUACCCGUAUGUCGGUUCAGACUCCAGUGUUUUACGGCGGUUAUAUCAACUAUGACCUAGAGAAACUAAACGGCACGAAUAUGUACAAGGCUAUAGUGCAAGUAAUCACAGGCUGGGAGCUGGGCACGGGGCCUUGUGGAACAAACUGCAAAGCUAACCGAGUAGGAACGUCGACAUUGGCCUAUAGAAGAUUGAACGACAAAGUAAACUUUGGCAAUUAUACAUUGGAUGCCAAAGUAAAUUCAAACAACGUAUUCGACAUAUCAAUCAAUGACAAAGUAAUGAAUACAAUGCAAGAGUCCGUCCUGGAUGUAAGCGAGAGUGAGAAGUGGGAACAAGUUAUUGCUACAUUUGCGUUUGAACUAAACGGAACGGUCGAAGUAGACAUUAGCGUCGACGGAAACUACUGGAGGAAUCUUACCUAUCAGGGUCAUCGCUCGCUGCCGUGGCAUUUGCAAACGCAAAUUAAGCCCAACGUCAGGACGGACACAAACAAACCUAACCGAGCACCGAAGUGUUUACCCAAACCAUUUUACAGAAUUCUUCUGAACAAGACCACAACCAUUCAUUUUCCUGUGUAUUACGAAGAUAAUGACUUGGUUAAAUGCCAAAUGUCAAAAUUCAUUGAAGCUGGUACACUUAAUGCUCCAGUCGGAACCACAGUGAACACGAAUUGCUCAGUGACGAUCGAAGCAUCAGACCGAUACAAAUAUGCAAAUGAUUCCUGGAUAGGUAUCCCGAUUACGGUUAGGGACUACCAGAAAACUAGCCUCGACUUUCAUGAAGUUAGUUCAUCUACACUCGUGGUAAUAUGUUCUUGAUUUUUCUAUUAAAGAUAAUCUACACACAUAAUAAAGUGUGAUUGAUUUUCUUUCUAAAAAUAGAUUUAUAUUGUGUUAAGUGGACAUCGUGCGUCGUUUGUAUAUUUAUUCACUCAUAUGAUUUACAUGUAUUACUUUAACAGCCAGUUAUAUAUACUAAACAUUUAAGCCUGGCCCUUGGGUAAACUUCUGUCAAAUUUAGCAAAAUGAUUUCAUUCAGAUUCCUACACACGUCACCACAAAUUAAAAAAAGGUAAACACUUUCAAAAACUGUAUCUUAAACAAAGAUUUUUCUAUAUUUUCAAAAGGUCUCAUACACAUAACGUUAGUGCCCUGUGAGUAAAAUAGCAAACAACGUUGAAAUCUUUUACUAUGAAACCGAAAGGUAUCAAAUGAUUUAAGUUUUCAUUUAAUAAUGUUUAGAUAACUUAAACGAUACAAUUAUCAUCUGCAUGACUCAUAGAUUUCUUAUGUGGCAUAAUAUUGCAUAACUGUUGUCUGUACCGACUUUUGAAAGUGUGCCUCGUGUGGUCAAUAUUUAUCAAUACCAAAGGUCAAAUAAUUUAUAAAGACAAACUAAAUUAAGACAUCUUAAGAAUUGGUCUUCUUUUAGAGGGACCUUUUCAAAAUUUAGUAAAUUUACAAAAUUGAAAAAAUAAAUGUUUCAGGUUUGCAAAUUGUCGUUAUAUCUAUGGAAAACAGUUAUACUGAACAUGUACCAUGCUUUGAAACGAAUGGUAGAGAGGUUUAAUGCAAGACUUACCACAAGGGUCAGUGGUUCGAGCCCAUAAUGCAUUACUUUUUUUCUUUUUUAAAUUGUUUUAUUUUUUCACUGAAGCCUUUUAGUUCUAAUGUUUACAUUUAUGAAAUUAAAACGUUUAAUGACAAACUUUAAUACAUGACAAAUCUGUGAACAGGUCUAUCCAUUCAAACAUAAAGUAUCAGAGGACUCACAUUUUAGAAAUUUUAUCACAUAGGGUUCAUAUAAUGCCCCAGUUUUAAUGCGUUGCAUGCCAUGAAGAGUUCACUUGUUCAAUAGAUGUAAAUAUCUUCACCCUCUUUCCUUUAAAACAGCAAUGACCUGAGGUUUCGUAUUCGGAAUGUAAUAUUGUAUAGUGUAUUGUCGCCCCGUCUACUAUUGUUCAAGACAUGUCCUUUGGUAAAAAUGAUACUUACAAGUUACAUGGUUUAUUUAUAAAGACUAAAAAAGACAAGCAAAAUACAACAACAUCCCUCUCCUCUGGAGGUCCAGAGGUAGGUUACGGUAUUAUUAAUUCCCGUCAGUAAGGCAUGAUACGCGAUCAUUGUAAAACGAUGGACUGUUAAUACUGUUAUCGCGAGCUCAAAUCUUAAACACAGCCAGUGCGUGGAUUGCUCAUGGUGAUGUUUUUAGCCAUUCUUUCAAUUUCUCUGAAUCCAAAAGGCUAGUUGUCGAUUACUUGCAAAAGUAUGUAAUGGUGCUUUUCUUUUAUUAACUAAGCUAUCCCUGGAAAUGUGUCAUCUUUUUUACUGACCGCAGUAAUACAAGUGGCAGGAGAACUGUUAAUAUUCUUAAUAUUCCUACAAACUAUUUAAAAAUCGCUUGUGGUCCUCUACAGUGGUCCGCUCAUAAAAUGUACUGUGGUAGUGUAAAAGCUGGAAAAUUCCGGAUGCACAUGGUACAGAAUUAAGACAGCAGAAUGACAAAUCUCGUUAAACGACAAGGAAAAAGUAUUUUAAUUUGCCAUGAAACACUUGCAGUGGUUCUUUUGUGACUGUACACGGAUUUAUCAAAUUAUAUCACUUGUGUUGGAUUAGUGGUCGUCAAAACAAGGAUUGACACGUGUUUAUUUAUAGACUUCGUUGAAGUAUAGUUUUAGGACUUCGAAUGUGUGCGUGAAUUGUUGGUUUAAGUCCUCGCGAUUACUUUAAACUUUAAGAUAUUUAGAAUAUUCAUUGACCCAAGAUAAACUUGUUCUGCUUCUUACUCGGGAGAAAAGAAAAAUGCCUAUGCACGUCCAUUUUAAUGCUCAAUUAUACAGGUUUAGAGGCGUGUAACACGAAAACUAUAUUUUGCCAUUUACUAGAACGUUUCCGUAACAUUAACAGACAGAGAACGAAUCGACAUAACGUAAUAACAUAACCAAAUCAGUAAGCAUAUAUUUUCUAUGGAAAUGAAUAAGCCUAUACAUUGUUAAGUCGUCCUGUAUGAGGUCAAUAUCACAGGGGCUGUUUACUUUAAAAUCGUUUUCGAAAAAUUAUUAAGGACUUUAACGUAGGAUCAUAUAAACUAAUAUACUUGUAGGUCUUUAGGAGAGGACGACAUGCAAUACUUAUAUUUAUUAUAUACCUGUUUAAUGCUUUAAACAAAAUACAGGUUGUAUCAAUCGUUGAAAUAAAAUCCCGUAUUACGCUACUCGCUGUUUCCAAUUCCGUAUUACCAUACUAGCCGGACUACUUUCUUCGAUCCAUUUAAUGACGUCACAUUACGCGUACCGAAAAUAGGAAACCCCCAUAUUACGCAAUGUAUUACGUAGUCCAUAGUUUUAUCUAAACUCUCUGGAAUUUAAGGACAGUACUCGGACGUGGUGUUUUUUAUCAGUAAACUUUUUGUUUAAAACGAACGAAUGCAGAACGUUUUUCAGAGUGUGUGUUUAUCAUGCAUCAAUAUAAAUUUCGAUAGGAAUACAAUACGAUAGCGUGGUUUAAAAUAAGUUUCGAUAAAGACAUGGAAGAAUAGAAGUGGAAGUGCAUAUCGUUUAAACGCUUUUGUUACAAACAUCGAAGCAAAGUUGUCAAUUUAAUUGUUAUAAACGUUGGAUUAACGAUGACAUUAAGGUUAGCGUGUCGAAAUCCUGUGUUUUCCCGGUUCAAAUGUUUACACGGUAAUUUACAUAAACUUUAUUCAUACGCGUCUUAAAUAAACUACGGCGUACCGUUCAAGUUAUUGUUUUGUCAGUUUUGUUUAAGCAAAAAUACAAUUGUUAACUGUUUUCGUU
Messenger RNA from Dreissena polymorpha, 4089 nucleotides. RefSeq lists its product as uncharacterized. The transcript is spliced from 6 exons. Lineage: Eukaryota; Metazoa; Mollusca; Bivalvia; Myida; Dreissenidae. Bases 257 to 1111 code for a protein of 284 amino acids. The record is from RefSeq and is a predicted model, not a curated record.